Messenger RNA from Haliotis rufescens (red abalone), 749 nucleotides. RefSeq lists its product as uncharacterized. Bases 6 to 728 code for a protein of 240 amino acids. Lineage: Eukaryota; Metazoa; Mollusca; Gastropoda; Lepetellida; Haliotidae. Gene Ontology annotation, molecular function: box C/D methylation guide snoRNP complex binding. Gene Ontology annotation, biological process: box C/D snoRNP assembly. The transcript is spliced from 4 exons. The record is from RefSeq and is a predicted model, not a curated record.
ACAAAAUGGCUGCUCCCAUGGCUGAUCAUGUGUUCCCGCAUGAAGACAAAAAUAUGCCAAGUCAAACGAAUAUUAUGGAGGACACAAGCAAUAGAAACACGAAACAGUCAUCUCUGGCGUCGAAACAACUGUUAUAUUCGGAAAAAUUCGCAGACAGUACUCUGAACAAGUUGAAAAUUCACAAACAAGUUGCAAAUGGAAGACAAAAUACAGAACAAGGGAAGCAGACGUUCAGGUUGCCCCCAAGUUCAGUGUUGAGCCAAGUGAAGAGCUUCCUUCCCCAGCUGGAGUCCUCCAACCUUGCCCUGGCUCACCGACUACAGGCAGGGCAGUCCAGCGAGGUGAACAUCGAGACCGUGGAGCCUGGCCCGGGCCCGCUCAUAGAGAUGAACUUGGCGUUGGUAGAGAUUGACUCCGAUUCCGAUGCCAGUGAUGACAGCGGCAUCAGUGCCUCGGACAGUGAUUCUGGGAGUGAUUCAGACGUUGUGAUGGAAGACUCUUGUGUGGGCCCAGUAACAGAAAGUAAUAUCAGACUUACAAAACUCAAAGACAAAAAAUCCAAAGUACCCAUCAUAGAAGUGUUGUCUUCAAGUGACGAGGCAAGUUCAAGUACCUGUCAAAGGGAGAUAACUCCAUGUUUCUCCAGAGAGUCCUGCAAUGGUUGUGUGGAUUCUGAGAGGGAAACUAAGAAAUGCAGUGAUGAUAAAUGUGAUGAAGUUGUUACAUAGCUAAUAAAGUUUUUGUAUAAA